AUGUCCUCCACCGGCCUGGAGAUCUUGGGCAUGAUCCUGGCAGUGGCUGGAUGGCUGGGGGUGAUGGUGGCCUGUGGUCUGCCCAUGUGGCGAGUGGCUGCAUACAUCGGACAGAACAUUGUCAUUUCGCAGGUGAUUUGGGAGGGCCUCUGGAUGAAUUGCUCGGUGCAGAGCACAGGGCAGAUGCACUGCAGGGUGCAUGACUCGAUGCUGGGGCUGCCUGUGGACCUGCAGGCUGCCCGAGCCCUGGUCAUCGUCUCUUUGGUGCUGUCCAUAAUUGGUAUCGGUCUUUCGGUGGCAGGGGCUAAGUGCACCAACUGCAGCCAGGACGUGAAUGGUAAAUCUCGCUUCAUGGUUGCUGCAGGAAUCACCUUUGUUGUGGCGGGACUGCUGAUUCUGGUGGCCGUGUCCUGGACGGCACAAGCCAUUGUCAUGGGCUUCUAUGAUCCCAUGCUGGAGGAGACAGGGAAGAGGGAUUUUGGGAACGCUCUGUACUUCGGCUGGGCUGCCUCCUGUUUGCUCGUCCUUGGGGGAGCAAUGCUCUGCUGCUCCUGUCCUCCCAGAGCAGUGCGGGCUCAGAGCGGGUCAGCACCUCCUCGAAUGGACUACUCUGCACUCAAGUCUGUGACAGCCAACGGCUACACUAAAAAAGACUAUGUGUGA
Molecule: messenger RNA, 663 nt
Organism: Knipowitschia caucasica
Lineage: Eukaryota; Metazoa; Chordata; Actinopteri; Gobiiformes; Gobiidae
Source: the annotation of a GenBank genome assembly